AUGAAGUCUGCUUCAUGGGACGAAGAAGUUCUACCCCCCGAGUAUGUUGCCGGACCUCAAUCGCCAUCCCCGGCUGUGGCCAAGCAGCAGCCCAAUCACAACACCAGCACUAAAGCUGGCUCGGAAGCUGACGCCGGAAUCGAUUUGCUCGUACUACCAGCCACACUCGUCCCCAUCUCCCAACUCUCGACAGCCUCUGUGCCUGCAGGAGGGGGCACAGUCGGCGAUGAGGCAAAAACCCGGACGUUGAUGCAGAAGAUUGGUGCUACCAACAUGCUCUGGCUAUGGAAAGUGGCUGUGCGCAUGCUGAUGAUGAUUGCUGAAGCCAUCGUGGUUUCCUGCAUGGGUGCCGCCAUAGGCAACGGAGCGUGGACGAGCCUGAAGCACAAUUACGAUGGCCUUGAUGAAGGUUGGUCCAAUAUCGACAACGAACUGGUGGGCUUUGCUGUGAUUCCCAUCGCGGUCUCCUUUCUCUGGUGCUCCAUUGUCGCCAUCGUUCUGAUAAAGCGGCGUCCUGCCCACCCUCUCCAUCCCGGCGUCCCGCUCGGCAUUGACCUCAUACUGUGCCUGGUGUUUAUAGCCCCUGUGAUAAUAUUGAGGUACUGCGUCACGAACGUGGAGGAAAUUGGCGCCGACCGCUUCAUCCGCGAUCCUGAUGGUGGCCAUGAGAAUUACUAUGGCUACUACACCCUGGUGCCCAACCGAACCUGGGUCUUCACCAUUGCGUCUGUGCGAGGGACCUAUACCACCACCACGUAUAAAACGGUCGUGAUACCGACCACGGCCGCGACUGUGCCUCGGUCGACUGCUGUAUCUGUGACGGUGGCAAUGCGCGACGAGCUGGUCGGCACGCCACAACAGCAGCUCCCGCCCAGGGUGACUUCCUCGGUGAGCAGUGGUGCCGACAGUGGCAACGAGGCUGACUUUAACAACAUCAAACUCACCGACAUUGACAACGUCGACAUUGAGGCCACCGAGGUUAUCGGCUUUGAAAGCAUCGACACAAACAUUGCUGCUCCCGAGGAUGCCGAUGUUAACUUGUUUUGGACUGCUCGCCAGGCGCGCCUCAGAGAGUUGCUGGUUUCGUUCGUGCUGCCGUGCGUCGUACUGCUGCUGCACUUUACCAUAUUCGUGUGGGCGUGCAGUGACAGGAAGCAGAACAAGUCGCGGCCGCGUAAUGCAGCCAUCGCUUCGAACGCGCCUAGGAACGUGCGAAGCCGCAGACAUGUCAUGGCCAAUGCGAACCGGCACGGCCAGUUGACAGGCGGAAACCCGGGCGUGUCCAAAACCAGGGAAGUCGUCUCGGCUUCCGGUCUCGUAUGA
Grosmannia clavigera kw1407 is the source of this 1323-nucleotide messenger RNA. RefSeq lists its product as uncharacterized. Lineage: Eukaryota; Fungi; Ascomycota; Sordariomycetes; Ophiostomatales; Ophiostomataceae. The record is from RefSeq and is a predicted model, not a curated record. The transcript is spliced from 5 exons. Bases 1 to 1323 code for a protein of 440 amino acids.